Argiope bruennichi is the source of this 2184-nucleotide messenger RNA. RefSeq names its product zinc finger protein 182-like. The coding region runs from base 1 to 2184 and encodes 727 amino acids. Lineage: Eukaryota; Metazoa; Arthropoda; Arachnida; Araneae; Araneidae. Gene Ontology annotation, molecular function: RNA polymerase II cis-regulatory region sequence-specific DNA binding; DNA-binding transcription factor activity, RNA polymerase II-specific. Gene Ontology annotation, cellular component: nucleus. The transcript has 3 exons. The record is from RefSeq and is a predicted model, not a curated record. Gene Ontology annotation, biological process: central nervous system development; regulation of transcription by RNA polymerase II.
AUGGAUCAAUGCCAUUGCAAACGUUGCGGUAAAUUAGUGUCACACAGUGAGAAUCACCCUUGCUUCAUUAACAAGAAAUUUGACUACAGGUAUUUACAAUCACGGCCAGCAGAAUCGGAAAAACACCAUGAUAAAGUAAAAGACAAAUCUACGGAGAAUCCGAAUGACAGUUCUAAUGAAAAAGAAAAAUAUCUUUCCCCAAAGUACAACUGGUGUACGAUUUUUUCAGAGAAUUUCAUUAAUGAACAACUAAGGAAUUCUUGUGAUAGUUCAUAUUAUGAUCCCAUUUCAGAUGUUCAGAUGAUCCAAACUAAUGUAAAUGCUACUUCAGAAAAUGUUAUGUCCAGUUACAGACCUGAAAACUACCAACGCGAAGCUUAUGAAGAUCUGAUCGUUGUCACCGGAGCAAGCGCUAUCGAUAUGCAAAAGCAAAUAAUAUCAGAUUUGAUGCAUGCGACAACUGAUGUAGAAUAUAAGAUGUCUCUUGAAAAGAGCAAAUGGCAGACUUUGAAUAACGAUAAAAAUAGUUUUAUGGACUCUCUAGAAUGUGUUAUAAGAAAUUCUCUUCCAGAUAAUAAAAAUAAUUCUGGAACUGCGAAUGUCAUUUUAGAAACUGAUCUUCUACCAGAAAGUAAGAAGCAAAGAAAUGGCAAAAUGGAUGUAUCAGAGAAUAUAAAUGAACAUAUUUCACUGGAAGUGCACUCUCGUCUUUAUUAUAAGAACGAGAAAAGGGCUGCCAACGCGAAAGAAGCAAUAUGUAACAAGGAAAAUGACAAUGCUGUGGCUGGACCUUCCGGAUUCAAUUCUCGUAAGAAGAAAUCAGAUAAGACCUCCAGUGAAAAAGAUACUCUUAAAACAAAUUAUCGAACACGCACUGACGACAGGCAUUUUAUAUGCGUUAUAUGUAAUAAACAAUUCUCUAAAAAAUCAAAUCGUGACCAACAUUACAGAACGCAUACUGGCGAAACGCCUUAUGUUUGUGAUGUAUGCGGAAGAAAAUUUUCCCAUAUAGGAAAUCACAACAGACAUUAUAGAACCCACACAGGCGAAAGACCUUUCGUGUGCGACUUCUGUGGAAAAGGUUUUGCUGAUAAAGAUAAUCUCAAGAAACAUGUUAGGACUCACACUGGAGAAAAGCCUUUUGUAUGUGAAGUUUGUAAUAAAGCCUUCGCUGAAAAGGAUACUCUUAAAGUACAUGCUCGUACCCAUUCUGGAGAAAAGCCUUAUAAGUGUCCAAUUUGUGGAAAAGCUUUCACGACCAGCAGCGGUUCAAAUUUGAUUGCGAAUCCUGAUCUCCCAUCAGGAAGUGAAGAGCCGGAAAAUGGCAAGAGGCAAAUGUCAGAGGGUGAGAAUAAUGAACAUACAUUACUGGAAGUGCACUCUCAAGGUCACAAUAAGAACAAGAAAAUGGCUACAUACGUGAAGGACCCUAUCCCUUUCAAGGAAGAUGACAAUGCCGUGGCUGGACCUUCGGGAAUGAGUCCUCAUGAGAAGAAAUUUUCUUGCAGUUUAUGUUCUAAGGAAUUCAAUUAUAAAUAUAAUCUCUACAGACAUUAUCGAAUCCACACUGGCGACAAACCCUUCAAGUGCUAUGUAUGUAAUAAACAAUUCUCUCAGAAAGUAAAUCUCGACGCACAUUACAAAAUCCACACUGGCGAAAAACCUUAUGCUUGUGAUAUAUGCGAAAAAAAAUUUAACAGUAAACACAAUCGCGACACUCAUCAUCGAACCCACACCGGUGACAGACCUUUCGUGUGCGACGUUUGUAAUGAAGGUUUUACUCAAAAGGUGAUUGAAGUUCAAACUAAAGCAAAUGCAUCGUUUGUAAUUUCUUCAGAAAAUAUUGAAUCUUAUUCGGGAUCUGAAAACGAUCAUCGCGAAGCUUUAAAAAAAACGAUAAUUAUCACUGGAUCAAGUGUUGUUGACAUUCAAAGACAAAGUGGAUCAGGUGUAUCAGAUCUUAUGCUCGCAAUAGCUGCUGAAGAAUAUAAAACGUCUCUUGAAAAGGGAAAAUGGCAGACAUUGAAUAACAACAAAAAGAAUUUUAUGGAUUCUCUAGAAUGUGUUAUCAGAAAAUCACAUUCAGAUAAUAAUAAUAUUUCUGGAACUUCGAAUUCGACUAUAAAUCUUGAUCUCCCAUCAGGAAUCCAGGAGCCAAGAAAUGGCAAAAUACAUGCGUCAUAG